Macrosteles quadrilineatus (aster leafhopper) is the source of this 1473-nucleotide messenger RNA. RefSeq names its product polymerase delta-interacting protein 3-like. Gene Ontology annotation, cellular component: nucleus. The record is from RefSeq and is a predicted model, not a curated record. Gene Ontology annotation, molecular function: mRNA binding. Bases 113 to 1297 code for a protein of 394 amino acids. NCBI's taxonomy places the organism in Eukaryota, Metazoa, Arthropoda, Insecta, Hemiptera, Cicadellidae. Gene Ontology annotation, biological process: mRNA export from nucleus. The transcript is spliced from 8 exons.
AACCAAAUCAAGUCUGUCUGUUUAAAAAUAGUAGGUAGGCUAUGCUAUAAGGUUAGUUUGGUUUAGAGUCAUUGAAAUAACUUAUGCUGAAUAUAAUAUCUUAACUUAGACUAUGGAAUUAAGCUUGGAAGAGAUAAUAAAGAUAAAAAAGAUCAGAAAAUUGUCUGGAAUCCAGCCUAAAAGGCUUUCAAAUAACAAUAAAGGAGUUGUCAGAGGAAGAGUUAAUGGAAGAAAUGACAAAUCCCAACAACCUCCUCAGGGUCGUGGAAACAUGAAUCCUGGUGGAAAACUAUUGGAUGCCAGAAUGAAGAUAAUUCAGAAGAACCGGCAGCGCAUGACAGAUGCCAGAUAUAAACUCGCAGAGAUUGCCAAACAAACAGACGCAAGGACAAAGAUAAAAAGACAAAAUAUUAACUUUCAGAUUAGAAGACAGAGCUUAAGAGGAAAGCCUAAUGUGAGAGAGAGAUCUAAGCAGAGGGUUUCCAACCAGAAUUUGAGAGAGAAACCUAAGCAGAGGGAUUCCAACCAGACUCCAAUACUAUUACAAAGAUCUAUCAAGAACAAUGUUGCUGCAAACUUAAGAGAUCCCAGUUCAAUGAUAAGAUGUACAAUAAACCGAUCAGCAUCAGACUUUAAUCGCUCUUAUGGAGAGGAGAUGGACAUUGAUGAACCAGUUUCUUUCAGCAGUCGCAAUAACUACGGCGACAUACAAGUGGCCUGGAAGAAUGAAUUCACACCUUACAGCCGUCAGGAAUAUAUCCCUAACCAGAACUAUAUGAUGAGCACAUACGAACAUCCAAUGAUGAGGGAAAUCGAACCGUCUAGGAAUUCACAACGCACAGAACCUCGUCGGAUGAGUCUGGAGAUGAGAGCUCGUCUAGAUACACCACCUCGUCUGCAGCGUCCCCCCUCCCCGUCACCUCCACCACAAGCCCUGGGAUACCGCAUUGUUGUAUCUAACCUGCAUUCAAGCGUUACUCAUGAGGACAUCAAGGAAUUGUUUGAAGACAUCGGUCCACUACUUACUUCACGUCUGGUUCGGGCCGGCACAGCUGAGGUGAUAUACAAGUACCAGAAAGAUGCCAAGAAAGCGGUUGAAGCUUAUCACAACAGACAGCUGGAUGGGCAGCCAAUGAAGUGCUUAUUGGUCAACACUCGCCCCUCCUCGUCACCUUCUUCUAGUGGUCUUAUGAGAUCUAGCAACAUGCCAGCUGCAUCAAAGUUCCCUCACAGUAGCAGAUCUACCGUUGUCCCCGAUCUGAAUGCCAUUCACAAGGCUUUGUUUACACACAAGUGAUCGAUCUCUUCAGCUGAUCCUGUAUCAGAUUAUAGACUAUUUUGUAUCAUGUACAGUGUUAAUUUUGUAUUUUGGUAAGUUUAUAAACACUUAACCUAUACCUAAGUUAAUCUACAGAGUCUUGCAAAAGAAAGUACGUUCAACAAUUCAAAAUAAAAGCUGUGUUGGAUCAUUAA